UGUCCGCAUUGCAAAUGGCGGCUCCUUGUUAUUGUUCAUGGCGUUUUAUGACUUGUCCCUUUAUAUUACCGAUUAUGUCGAGUUUUUUCGUGAUUUUUACCGCGCGCUGUGUGCAGAAAGUGAAAUAAGACUUGCGCGGUAUAUUUUAGAUUAAAAUUAGUGCUCUUGUGGUGUGGCUUCGUGCAUUUUGAACGCAAGAAAUCCCGCACGAAGUUGGAAAGAAAUGGGAAACAAUAAACGUAUUUAUUAGUACUGGAGUGGUUUGGAGUUGUCGGUUUGAAACCGACAGUUAAACAUCUUAUCACCACGUAUUGUAGUGAUACCCUGAGGUGUUUGUAACCUCUCUGGGUAGUUAUGUGAUUUGUGGUUGUCAUGGCGGCUGAUAGUGAUGGUGAUCUAAUUCAAACAGUCAUAACUUGUGAAGGUAAUCUAGAAGAUCCAGAGUUUCCACACAAAUUUAAAAUCAUUGUUGAUCAUCUUAAAUCUUUGCUUUGCAAAGAUAAAGGCGAUGAUUUAAGAGUAAAUAAAAUAGAGCCAUGGAAUUCUGUCAGAGUCACAUUUUCAAUACCCAGAGAAGCUGCAUUACGUCUUCGAGAAUUAGCAGCUCAGGGUUCUCCAACACUUACACAACUUGGAAUACUUUCAGUGCAGGUUGAAGGAGAUCAGGUAAUAUCACUGAGGAUAGCCAAUCGCUUUAGUGGAGAAGCACAGGAAAUUGUGUUACGUUCAGGACCCUCUCAAGACAGUGGUGCCAAAUCUCAAAAUGAACCCACUAGCAAUACAACUAAUGUGGAUAAUGAGUCUUCAACAGCUUUACCUGGUCCAAGUAAUACAUCUAGCAUUUCUUCAGCAUUACGUAAUGUGGCUCAACUAAUUGCAGCUGGCACAUCAUCGGAAAAAGCACCACAGUUUCGUUCUCCAAAUGUAGUUGCACCUACAGACUGUGAUCCUAUUCCACCUUUUCUUGCAAAAUCUGUACAGUCAGCAUCAAGCAGUAGCAAUGUUGGUGCCUCCGGAAAUCAAUCAGUAACCAAUCCCAGUGCUUCACCUAGGAAUAAUUAUAAUGGUCCAUUCCCAUUUGCCAGUAUGACACAUGCUGCCCAAGCGAUACAUAAUCGUGAAUCACAAGCAACAACGAUUAAAAAUGCAAUGCAAUUUAAACAUCAUGUACAGCCACCUCCGCCUUAUCCUGUUCAAGAGAAUUUAACGACAGCAACAACAUUAACUGCUGGUCAUACUACUACUCAACCAAUUGCAUCGGUUGGUCAGUUAAUGAAUCAGUACAAGUCUUCAAUUACCACCACAUCUAGUCUGUCACCAAACAAUAAUAAUCUGGCAGGGAAUUCAAAUGGUAAUGGAAAUCAAGUUGCUUUGUCCAGUCCACUUCUUGUAAAUCUCUUGCAAAACGAUGCUGCUACACAUCCGAAUAAUGUGAUGCCUGGUCAGAAAAUGUUACAGCCAGUUAUUGAUAAUUCUGGACUUACUAAUCGUAUCAGACCCACUAAAAAACCAACAGUUAGAAGAAAAGAUUUAUCUUCACCUACCGAAUCACCACCUAAUUUAGAUUCUCUUAGAACGGAAGAUCUUAUCGGAGGAACGGCAGCCAUUCCUGACUUAUCUCAAUCUUCUACAUCUGCAUUUGUGACUGUUAAUGCUAAUCAGCCUUCAACUAUUCCUCAACAACAUCCAGUUAAUGUAAUUAGUGGCGCUGUUCAAAAUAUAGCGCAGCAAGCAAUGCAUCAAGCUUCUGCUAGUGGACAAAUACAGCAAUCUGCAUCGUCUUUGCAUGCACAAGUACAAAUACAGCAAAAGUUUCCCAUCAGACAGGAAUUGGCUUACAGACCUUCGCAGGUACAAUUACAGGGUCAACUUUCGAUUAGACAUUCGAUAAACGGACAGCAAAUUCGAACACCUUUGCAACAACGGCAGUUAUUACUUCAGCAACAACAGCAACAUCAAGUUUUAUCUCAACAACAGCAACAACUAAAUCAACAACAAAAUAUGAAUACUCCGCACCUACUUACACAACAGAUUUCAACUCAACAACAAUCUUUGGUACAACCGCAAAAUGUAAAUACAUCAUUGCAAUCCAUACCUGUUUCCAGUCAACAACUUUUGCAACAACAACAGCAACAACAAAUGAUGCAACACUCAUCAGUAGGCAUGAAUGUUCCACAACAACGGCUAAGUUACUUAAACAAUCAGCGUCAGCAAACUCCUCCUCCUUAUGUGCGACAACAGGUUCCACAGUCCCAUUUAGGACAACAAAAUCAAGUAAUAAAUGUGCAACAACAGUUACAUCAUAAUCAACUCAAAAACAUUAAUGUUAACACUAACGCCACGACCGAUUUUCGAUAUGGUCAAAGUCAAAAUAUUUUAAGCAGAAAUUAUCAAGCUACAACUAGUAAUGCUAAUGGGACCACGUGGAACGCACAAAAUAACUCAAUUCCACAAGGUGCUCAGGUCAAUACUACUCGUCUGCCAACUACGAAUCAAGUUUCAGGUGCCUUUUCUCAAUGUGGAUCUCAUGUUAAUCAUGUUUCUAAUAGUAAUGUCGCUUCACCUGCUACCAAGGUUGAAACUUCCGAAUCUCCUAAGCCUAAAGAAGAGACGCCUGAACCAGAAUAUACAUCGACUGGUAAAAUACGACAGUUUCUUAUUAAUCCUUUAACAGGGCAUUUGGAACCAAUGCCUAGUGAGAGUUCGGAUUCAGAACCAGAGAGUGCAGUUGACAACCAAGAUGAUUUCUUUCCCUUUCCAUCUCCAUCAAAUGAUCGAUCGAAUUCCAUAUUUUCCGACGAUGAUGCAGACAGUAAUUUCUCAAGAAGAAACGACACAACAACAAAUACAGAUCAAUCGGAUUCCGAAACUACAGUGAAAUCUACUGCCAGUGAAGGAAGUUUGAAACAUAGUAGAAUAAAAUCUAAUAGAGAGACUGCACAAAGUCCGAUGCCUGGAGAAAAAAUCAAAUUAAGGCUAAAGUUAGAAAAAUCUGAGCCUGUUACGCCAGCUUAUAAAGUUGAUGUUUCAUUUGUAAACACACCACCGAUUAGAAAAGCCGAUAAAUCGGUAAAUAAAAUGUUUACCACUGGUAUUCCCAACUCAGGAACUGGUGAUGAGCCAAGAGUGCCUCCGUUACAUAUUUCUUUAAGAGGACGUAAUGCUUCAGUAGUACACAUCAGGAAAAAAGAAAGGAAAUCGCUAAAAGAUGGUGAUUCCGAUCUGACUAAUAUAAAAAGGCGGGGGAAAUUGAAAAAGAUGAAAGAAUGUAUAGAUGGGAACAAGUUGUUGCAAAAAAAAUCUUUAAGCAUGAUUAUAGGUACUUCAUCCGCAUCCAAAUUACCCUUGUCUAAUUCUACGAUGAUCAAUAGCACCAAUUCUAUUAGCAAAGUGAAUAAUAUACUACAAACAGUUGUAUCAAAACCUAAUGCCUUAAAACAAGAAUUAUCCAUGGAUGUCGUACGCGUGCAAACUGGUGUUACAAAACCGAGUUCAAGUAAAAAUAGCGAUGUCGAUGAUAUACCAUUAAACAGUCGGAUACCAUCCCCUUCAAAACAUAAAACUACUAUUUUGAAUCAACCUUUGAAUACACAACAAUCUUUAACAAAAAGUCAAGUUGAAUUAGAUGUUCAAAAUCAUAUACAAGAGCAUAAAAUAGGAGGAGGAAAAACUAAAAGAAGAGAUUCUAAAAAGAAAUCGGAAUCGGGAGAGGGUUUACAUCGUGAACAAAAUUUGUUGUCUGGUGGCAGAAUCUUGGAUAAUCAAGCAAAAUGGAGAAAACUUAAUUAUAAAGGUGAUUCAAACCAAGCUAUAAGAAAAGCUGAUACGCUUUUGGCCAGCAAUGAUUUCAGUACUGUUAAGAAAGUAGGGGAAAUCAGAAGAACAAGUGAUAGUGAAAUUACUCGCUCUAUCAUUGAGAAGAAUAAUACUUUAAAUGCUGUUGCUUCGCGAUUAACAGAAGUAAAUGGUGUAAAAAAGGAUUUAAUUAGUCAAGAAAAGAGAAGAAGAUUAAGUUUAAUGGAUGAAAAAGAUCUGCAUUUAGGAGAAUCUCAAGAUGCAGAGGUUACACAUUUUAAUAGUCAGAAGACCAUUUCUGAAUGUUCUUCCGCCAGUGCAGUUCCAAAUACAAAUACAAAUACGAAUAUAAAUACAAAAUCUACUAAUAAUUCACCAUUUGAGAAUGAAAAUUCUGGGUUAGUACCUUCAACUAUACCACAGACUGAUUCAAAUCCAUCUACUAAUAUUGAAAAUAAAGUAUCUACACAUGUAGAAUCUACUGUUAAAAAUACACAGUCAGUUGUAAAUAGGAUUAUUUCUGGAAAAAGUAAAACAGAAACAGAUAAUUGCAAAACAAAUUGUAAUAUUAUAGCAAAAAGCCAAAUUAGUCAAAAAUUAAAACACCAUAUGAUUUCAAAAAAUGAUGCAAAUGCUACCAUUAACAGACAUAAUAAAGUAGAGCAUUUUGGUCAUAAAAAAGUGAUUCAAAAUCAUAUAAAACAACCUGAUCGAUCCAUGGUGGAAACUAAGGUGGAUAACGCGCAAAGAAUUAGUUUACUGAAAACUUCACAAAGUUCAGCAAUAGGAAACUCAGUGGACCAAGUUCCCAGAUCCCAAAGUGUUGAUGUACCUUCCAGCAAACCAUCUUUACCAAUUGGAGAAAUUAAUGUAACAGAAGCAAAAGUUAAGCAAAAAUUACUUGAAACUACAGUUCCAAUUGCGAUUGGAGUAGAUGCAAGUGUAGAAAGAGUCAGCAGUGGAGGAGGUGGUGAAGAUUCAGGUAUUGAGUCAAUGGAUGCUUUGUCAGAGAAAUCACCGAAUCAAGGGGAAUCUCCUUUGCAUAGACCAGCGACUGAAUCAGUAUCACAAGGUAGUGCAAAAACUGCUGUUCAAGGGGAAUCUUCCCUACCAAUCACCAAUAAGAACGUGCCUUCCUCAACUAGUAGUAGUGAUAUGUGUUCAAAUUCCCAUUCGGAACUUCUAAAGUCCAGUGGCCCGCAAAGGUUAAGUCCUGUGUCUGUAGCAAGUUAUCUUGAAAAUCAUUUAAAUCGCAAUAUAUCAAAUUCCAGUGAACAUGACAUGAAAAAUAUAUCUAGUGAAAACUCAAGUUCAACAACACAGAGAACUGGUGGUCAUAGUGACUUGAUUCCUAGUUUAGAAGUGACUGAUAAAAGUGUAUCCAGCCCUCUAGUGACAGGAUCUGUGACUAUUGUGACUACUUCUGUACCCAAUACUGUGGAUAGUGAUAACUUAUUGCAAUGCGCACAGCAAAAAGCAAAUGACUUUUCUGAAACAGACAGUUGUAGCGUUAAAUUAGAAGCUUCUAUCAACCAGCAUGAUCAGGGUAAGACAAAUAUUAAACAUGAAGUGUCAAGAGCCCCAGAAAGUGCAUCUGAAGACAAUGUAAAAACAGUCAUAGAUGGUAAUAGUGCAAUUAGAUUAAAUGACGAACCUCAUGGACAAAAUAAUAAUGGUGUGCCUGUAAUACAAAAUCAUGUUGCUUAUAAUAAGGUAAAGACAGAAAAGCUUGAUACUACAGUUACAAACGAAUCUAAUGUGGUGGUAAAUAAUCCAUGUUCCAUUAGCCAGAGUUUUAGUUCUGAAAUCAAAGUAGAAUCUAAUGUCAAUGAAAAAAUUGAUGACACAAGGCAAAAUGAUCGAUCAGAUAGUACGAAAAGUUCGAGUAUUUCUUUAAGCGCAACACCUGUUAAAUUAGAACAAUGUUCCGAUCAAAACCAAAAAUCUAAUGUACAAAGCCAUCAACAAGUAUCUGUUAGAGAGCCUUCUAUGAAUCUUCAAAAAGUUGCUGAUGAUUUGGUUAAAAAAAUUGUAAAUGAUGCAAGUGAUAUAAAUAUAGGUAUUCAAUCACCUCUUGGUGAAGAUCCUCAGCCAAUUAGAAUUACCCCACCACUAUAUACAUACUCUAAUCCAGUAGUUUUACAAAGGGAUGAGACUCCAAGCCCAGCAGCACAAAAUCCAGAAGUAGAUUCCAGCGAUGUAGAACAUGUGAAAAGAAAACGUAGGAGAAAACAAGAAUUAGAAGGACGACAAGAUGUCAUAUGUAUAGAAGACAGUGAUGAAACACAAUUUGUAGAAAGAUUAACUUCAAAUAAUGCAGAUGACUAUGUUAAAAGACCACCAAAGUCAUUGCUGGAACAACUUCUAAUAGAAAUACCAAAUGACACCAAUGAAAAAAGAUCUUUAAGAACUAGAUCCCAGAAAUUAAACAGUCCUGAUAUUGCGAAGACUCCAAAAAGUAGUCCUCAUGGUCCUAAUAAAUUAGAGGAAAGACGCAGCAUAUCACCAUAUGCUAAAGCAAGUCCUAAAUUGGGAGUAUCUAAAUUAUCUCCUAAUACGACAAUAAAAGUGGGGAAAAGAAAACGCCAAGAAAGUGAAAGUUCUGUAGCAUCUAGCACUGCUGAUGAUCCACAACCAAGACCAGGGAAACGAAAAUGUUCAGAAAACGCUGCAGAACUUAUUAAAGCUUGUAUGGGUGUUGAUGAAGCUGCUUUAAAGAAACAAAUACCUGUUAAAGAAGAACAGCCAAAAAAAGGAUUCAAUAUACUGGCGAAGGCUAAAAAAGGUCCCAUUGUGGUAGAAGUAGAUUCGUCUGAUGACGAGCCAUUGAUUGAAUCUGUAGGAAAAGCAAGAAUGCGAUUAUCAGACGAAACAUCCGCUGCAUCUCCAAAAUCUAAAGAUCAAAAAACAAAUACAAGCACAACUGUUUCUGGCAGUCAAAUUAAUUCCAGUAAUAUAUCAAAUUUCAAUGCCAGUAAUAGAGUGCAAAGAGAGAGCCGUUUGUUAACCACCAAGCAACCGAAUACAACCACGGUAGUUCCCAUUGGAAAGGAAAGGCUACGUGGUACAUCCAACAAUGAAUCCUUAGGAGAAGUUACAACGAGAAGAUCUGUUCGACAAAAUACAGCUUCACCAUUAGCAACACCAGCAAGCAAUACAAGGGGUGCAUCUAGAUCCACAGAAGAUAUUACCAGACGGAAAACUCGAAGUGGUGCUGACACCUCGUACAGCGGGAACAUUGUUUUAGUAACAGCUGAAGCAACAGAGCAGGCAAAACGGAGGCGAAUAUCCCGAGAAAACAAAUGACCUUCGGGAAGUGACCUUGACAGUGAUUAGCUACCGUCGCUUGUCAAGGCUUGUAUGACUGAUUGUGUAUCUCUUAUAAAUGAUUAUGUGAUCGCCGUGUGGCUGGACCCCACCUGGUGAAACUGCAUGCGUCAAUACCGCACAAUGCUGCUGUAUAUAUACAACGGGAGUAUCGUGUUUGGAGUGCUGGAUGGUAUUUUUAAAUUUUUUGUUGCAAUAGAGAGUUUCAUUAAGUUAAAUGUGUAAGAUUAUGUUUCAUAAUAUUAACGCGAAUAUUUGAAGUAAAUUUAUAAAUAUUAGAAUAUUUAUUAGAAUAUUAUAAUAGUAUUGUUAUGUUUUUAAAUGUUUAAAAUAUUCAUUACAAAAGCAAAAAAAUAAAAAGCACUUCAAUAUCUUUUGUUACCGUCUAAGCGUUCUCAAUUACACUUUACUCCUAAACAGCAAAGUUUAGUUACUCAGAAUAAUCUGCUCAACGCAUUAUACUUUAAUCUAAGUAACUGAACUGAUCCAAAACUGCCGAGUUAAUGUGCAACUUUCUUUUGCUUUUAUGAUUCUAUUCUUAAUUCAUUAAAAAAAAUCUAAAUGAGUAGUAUUAUUUAAUAGUAAUUUUGUAAAUUAUGUUACACCAUUGAUAUGUACAAAAUUUUACUCAAAAUUGGUUAGAUUUUAGAAUAUUACUUGCAAUAUUAAUUGAUUAUUUAAUCAAAAUCAAAAAGGAUUGUAGAAGCGACAAAGAAUAAUCAAUUUUCCAUUUCAAAAAUGUUUCGUUAUUAAUAUUGUUAUUGGUUUUUAUCUAUACAGAUAAUAAUGGUAAAAGAAAGUCGAAAUUUUUAAUGCAUUAAAAUGAAAUCUGACUGUACUGCCAUAAAUAAUGUACAUUUCUCAAGGACAAAUUUCAUUGAUUGGUGGGGCUUGAGUCGCAACUCUGACGACUUCGCUGAUAGACUUUGUUCAACAAUAUUUAAUUUAUUUUGACUUGUCCAUUGCAUAAAUAUUUUUCUACAUAAAUAAUUAUAUGUACUGAAAAAUAGUAACUCUGCUCUAACUUUAGUUUAGUUUCUCCUUUCUCCUUCAUCUUAAACUUUCAAUUUUUAUUUAAAUUUAUACUUCUAUGACAUAUUCGUAGAAUUUAUACCUUUCUACAAAUUUAUUUAAUGAUAAAGUUGUAUGUUAUAUUAUAUGUAUAAUCUUACAAAAUUUCUAUUUCCUUCAUUUGAAUGAACAUAGUCUUUCAGCGGGAAGUUUGUCUUGAGUCAUAAUAUUGCAAAAGGCAGAGGCGGUAUAGAGUUAUUAAGAAGGAUUUAUUUUAUUUAUAAAACAAACAGAACGUUGGGAUAAAUCGUGCAUAAAUAUACAGAAAUAAUAAAAAUAAUGAUGAUAGAAAACGAAUAAUACAAUGUUAAUUUGAUAGGUAAUAUAUAAAUGAAUAUAUUUUGUAAAUAAUUUCUUGUAAAGAUAUAUGAAAGCACCCUCAUUGUACAUAUAGAAACUGUUUAAAUUUUUAUUAAAUUAGUGAUAAUUAAAGUUGUGCAACAUUGUCAUACUAUUAAUUAUUUUUUGUGAUUGUGCACUGAGAAUACUAGAAGCACCCUUUUGGCAUCACUUAAGAAGAUAUAAAAAUGUGUACACAUAAAACGUAUAUAUAAUAUAUGAUGUACAUGAACUACUGUAUAUGAAUAAUUGUUUUUGUGAACAGAUAAUCUAGUUUUAUAUUGUAUAAAUGUAAAUUAUAUAGUUGAGAGUUGGAAUUUCUAAAUGAGCCUGUGAUAGCCAUCAUAGCAUUUUUUAUAUUGAAAAUUUGCAUUUAAAAUGUCACAGUAAUGUAUAUUCGUUUGUUCCGUAACUCUCUACGUACGUUCCAUUACUUAUAAAGAAAUGAAGAAAAUAUUAUAUUAUGAUUACUUUAACAUUUCCAUUAUAUAUGAUACUUUUAAAAUACGAUACUGGUAUAAUUGUAUUCUUUCAUAAUGAAUAAAUCCUAGUUUGAGUUAAAAUUAUUCAAGGAUUUUAAAAGAUUUUAUUCAAGGAUUUUAUUUUUCCCUAACAAAAUUUCUCUCUCUCUCUCUCUCCUCUUUUUCUCUUUGUUAUUUUUUACUUUUUAUGAAGAAUCUUAAAUAAAAUAUUUUCUUCAUAUUCUUUAUUACAGCUUUGAUGGCUAUCAGGUGAUAUAUAUUUAAAAAACUAUUUCUGUCAUAUGAAUGUUGAGUACUGAAUUUAAUAAUAUUUUAAAUAGGAAAAAUUUUAACAAAUUUACCUUCAUUGACUGAAUAAUGACGUUACACUACUGUGGAUAAUGAUUGUGUUAAAAUUUCUUCUAUUUUUAAUAUUAAGAUAAAUUAUUUAGAAUAUUGCUUGUUUCACAAAAUUUAUUUCGACAGAUCUUGGAUCAUAUAUUGUAAAUAUAUAAUAGUAGCAUGCUUAUUUUACAUGGUGGGAAUUUAUGCUGUAUAUAAAACAUAUAAAGAAAUGAACCUUCAAAUUGCGUUUAAUUUGAUUCAGCCCUACAUUAUAAUGGAAUCACAUACAAUGUAAAGUGUAGUAAUUUAAUCGUACAAUUUAAGAACAAACAAAAAAGAAAUAAAUUGUAAUUUCGAUGUAAAAUAUUCUCUUUAAAAUUAGAUAAAUAAGUUAGGAAUUAUUAUGUUACAAUUUUAUCAUUGAAUAUUACAUUUAUAUGAUUGUAUAGAUUACAAAGAAAGUAAGCUUUGCGUGUAAAUAUAAAUAUUUUAAAAAUAAGUAAAUUUUUCGCAUGUUUACAUAAUUAAGGAGCUUCUAAAGAUUGUCUGCCAUAUAAUUACAUAUAUAGUAUGUAUGUAUUAUAAUACAAAUAAUACUGAUACACCAAAGAUCAUAAGUUGAUUGUAAUAUGUAACAAUUGUUGAUAUUCAACACACUUUUAAAAGAUGGUGUAUUUGUAACGCUCAAUAAAUAAUUGGUGUUUAUAGUGUGCUUCAUAAACACGUAUAAUGUACCAUCAUUUUCAUGCAGACUAUAAUAAUUAUACCAAUUAAAAUGUUCACUUUCGUGUGCUCAUUUGUAUGUAUGUAUAACGAAUGCAUUACAAGCUCCUUAAUUUUGUUUGCAAUGCCAUGAAUAUUCUAUCAUGUAUAUGAAUAUGCGUUUUAAAAUCACCAGCUCCAAGAUGAAACUUGAUGACUUUAAAACUUGCUAUAUGCAAAACAUUUGUAUUUUUAGUAUUUGGUUAAUUGAUAUAAAUAGCAGUAAAAGUAAAUGAUUGAUAAUAAUUCAACUGGAUACAUAAAUAUAUAAAUAUGAAUAUAUAUAUAAAUAAAAAAUUAGAUACAAUACUAUAUUUGUAGAAAACGAUUGAGCACGUGGAAAGAAAAUCGCGCUAUGAUUAUGAAAAAAAAAAUUACAAUUAUAUUAUUACUUAUUAUUACACAAAGUGGAUACACAAUAUAGUAAUUUGCUAAUUGUACCUUUUAAUAAUUACUGUAGACACAUUGAUGAAGGUUUUUUUCUUGUUAUUAAUUAUUACCAUAAACUUCAAAGAUAAUGAAAAAUGUGUUAUAAAAAGAUGCAAUUGCUUAUUUUGUAUCAUACCCAGUUUUAUGAAUUACUUUGAUAUUUCACAUACAUAUUUGUCAAAUCAAAAUAAUUUUGUGGUCAUUUAUAAUACAGAAAUACAUUCUGUAAUUACACCCACUUUUCUAGUUUUAAUUUUAUAGUAAUUAUUUUGUGAUAAAAAAAAUAAUAUUUACAGAUAUUUUCCGCAAGAAUAAAAAAUAUAAAAGAUUUAAA
This is a messenger RNA of Frieseomelitta varia, 10863 nucleotides long. RefSeq lists its product as uncharacterized. Gene Ontology annotation, cellular component: transcription regulator complex; histone methyltransferase complex; nucleus. The coding region runs from base 373 to 7101 and encodes 2242 amino acids. NCBI's taxonomy places the organism in Eukaryota, Metazoa, Arthropoda, Insecta, Hymenoptera, Apidae. Gene Ontology annotation, biological process: positive regulation of transcription by RNA polymerase II. The record is from RefSeq and is a predicted model, not a curated record. The transcript has 11 exons.